Molecule: messenger RNA, 1515 nt
Organism: Kwoniella shivajii
Lineage: Eukaryota; Fungi; Basidiomycota; Tremellomycetes; Tremellales; Cryptococcaceae
Exons: 7
Coding region: 1-1515 (504 amino acids)
Biological process (GO): mRNA export from nucleus
Cellular component (GO): THO complex part of transcription export complex
Molecular function (GO): protein binding
Source: RefSeq, a predicted model, not a curated record
AUGGUCAACGAAGGUGAACAGAUAUACAGACCGGACUUUUUCCCCCUUGCACAACCUGCAGCAAGGGAUUUACAACGGCCAGCUUUCUCUCGACCACAUGAUGUACGAGGUGGUAAUGUAAAGCAUGUGAGAACUGUAGCAUGGUCGUGCGAUGGAAAAAAAGUAGCUACAGGAGGCGAGUUCAAAGAACUGCUGGUGUUGGAUGCAAAGCCAAAUAUAGAUCCAAAAUCGUCAAAGGCUUUGCCUUCAUCAUCCAAGCAUAGUGUACAUAAUGGUCAUGUAGGAGCUAUAGCCUGGUCUCCUGUGGAUCCUAAUAUACUGAUAUCAGGAGACAAAGGCUCGUCAGUGGGAGGUAUGAUUGCUAUCUGGAAUCUGACUUCUCCCUCAUCGCCCACUGUAACGUUCAAGAUACCAGGUGACGUCUUGAACAUUUCCUUCCAUCCUUCAGGUCGACAUUUUGCUGUUGUAUGUCCUCAGCGUAAUAAAGAUGAGGUUUUCUUCUACUGGCUUACCACGAUUGAUGGAGAGGAGAAAUGGUCAAGGAGGGAUGAUAUAGCUCUAGGUGGUGCUUUGAUGGACAUUGGAGCUGAAGAGAUCAACAGUCUUCGAUUUUCAAAUUCCGGUAAAUUGGUUUGCGCCGUAUCUAACGAUGGUUCAAUAAAUGCCUGGGUAUAUCCCUCACGAUUACAAGUGCCAGAUGGAGGGGAACUAGAAGGACUUUCUGGACCAGUCAUCGUCGAGAGUGGUUCAUCGACAACGCCGUCGAGUCCUAAGCCAGCUGCAGAGGAAGAUAACGUGGAAAUAGCGAAGAGCAGGGCAGCGAGUCGAGAAGCAUCGCCAGAAAAUACAAGAGACGGAAAAGAGAAUGAAGAGUUAGACGUGGAAAUGAACGAGGAGCCGAAAGGAGUUGAUGAUCUAAACUCCGACCAGAAGAAAGAAGCAAAUGAAGAUGUUAACAAUGAAGAUGGAAAGCCAACAGAAGGGGUAGAUGUCGAAAUGACAGAUUCUAAAUUACCGCUCCCAGCAGAUCCCAUUCCGCUACCACUUUCCUCUGCUGCACCAAGUCGACAGCCUUCUCCACCCUUGCCACCCUCCAAGCCCUCCGAGAAGAAAAAGGCGAAACAACUGCACAGAUUUAGACAUGCCGUAUGUCAUAGUGCAAGUCUACUCAGUUUGGCUUUCGAUCCUCAGGGGAAGUUCCUUGCCGCGGGAGGACAAGACGCGUUGUUGAGUAUGUUUGAUACAAGAGAUUGGAUUUGCGAAAGGACGUUUGACGUCUGCACGGCGGCGAUACGUCAAAUUGCUUUUUCCAAUGAUGGUGAAUUUAUCGCUUUGGGAGGUGACGAUAAUUUCAUCGCCAUAGUAUCUGUAUAUUCUGGAGCGACUAUUGCCAAAUUGCCCGUGUACGGAAUGGUCAGUGCCCUCACAUGGCAUCCAAAGAAGAAUUGGCUUGCAUACAGUUAUUCUGGUAAAGUAGCGGCACCUAUCUGGCAUAUCGUUCAUCAAGAAACAUAG